AGUAUCCAAAUUCCUAAACUCACUCAAUUUUCACUCAUUCACAGACUCUCUCUCUGUUCUGUGCAUGAACUGAGACCUACUCUUGAUCAAUGCUCCUCAGAGGGAAACAUGAGCAUGACUAAUCUGGGCUGGUACGGCCUUUUCCUCUCAUUUGACUCCUACCUUUAUGAGCUCUCUCUCUCUCUCUAUAUAUCUCCGACGUCCCUUUUGUCUCUCACCGACUAUUCUACUGUACCUUUCUCUCUGCCAUCUAUUUAUUACUCACUUUCAGACCCAGCCCCUGCCUUAGCCUCCCAACAAAAGAAACAGACUGAUCAAACAACUCAAAGUUAGAGAAAAAUGCCCCCAGCAACUUCACCAAGAUGGUGCCCAACCCCAGAGCAAAUCAUGAUCUUGGAAGAGAUGUACAGGAGUGGGAUUAGAACUCCCAAUUCUUCUCAGAUUCAAAAGAUUACUGCCCACCUCUCUUUCUAUGGUAAGAUUGAAGGCAAGAAUGUCUUCUACUGGUUUCAGAACCACAAGGCAAGAGACAGACAGAAACUCAGAAGGAAACUCAGUAAGCAAUUGCAGCAACAGCAACUCCAUUAUUAUAAUCAUGAGCAGCUUAAUCAGCAAAACCAACUCUUUCUUGGCUACCCUGAUAAUCAUCAGUCUCAUGGUUCUUCUGCUCUUCAACAACUUUCCUAUGAAAACUCAGUUAGCUUUCUUCCCCAGGGAGGAAGCCGAGAUGUAGGUAGUGCAUCAACACAAGCGACGCAAGAUAUAACGUGGAAGCAGGUAGAUAUCCCUGAUGAUCAGAUGGGCGAGAUAGACAACUCAAAGAUGACAACCUAUGACUAUGAUUGGAAUAAGGAGAUCACGGUGGAAAUGGAUCCAAUAUUUUCACCACGUUGCCCUACUUCCCUCCAGACCCUUCAACUCUUCCCUGUUACAGCCACCAAUCUCAAAGAAGACUAGUGCAUUACCACCAAGCAUCUGCAUUCUGCGCCUCACUAACCAAAACCUACUGCAUGAAAAUCCUCUCUCUCUAUCUAUCUCUCUGUGUGAUCUGUGAUGCCAUAGAGAUAGCUUUUUUAAUAUUUCUGUACGUGACUUUUUAUUUCUGUGUCUUGGUUUCUGCAAUGCUUCUAGCUAGGCUUAUAAAGAUCUCAGUUGUCUAGCUAAUGAGCAAUGUCCUACAUAUCGUACUAUGAACAUGUGUUUGCAGUUUGCACUGUGUUAAUUUCAUGAGUUAAGAAAUCUACGUUGGGAAUCAUAAUGGAGUUGUUUUCUUUC
Messenger RNA from Juglans microcarpa x Juglans regia, 1275 nucleotides. RefSeq names its product WUSCHEL-related homeobox 3-like. Bases 340 to 957 code for a protein of 205 amino acids. Gene Ontology annotation, molecular function: DNA-binding transcription factor activity; DNA binding. The transcript has 2 exons. Gene Ontology annotation, biological process: plant organ development. The record is from RefSeq and is a predicted model, not a curated record. Lineage: Eukaryota; Viridiplantae; Streptophyta; Magnoliopsida; Fagales; Juglandaceae.